ACAAAUGUAGAGUGCUGCCAGAUUAUCGAAUACUGCCAUAACACAAAUACCACAAAUUUGUAAUUAAAGAAACAAGACAACCAAUUGCGUGUGUUUGUGCUCAGUUUAUGUGCGAAAUAAUUGGCUGCCAGCUGUGCAGCAACUACAUGUUCUAACUGAUGUGCAGCAGCAGGAAAAACAGAGCGACCAGCCGCGACACAAGCAUUCCAAUGCACUUUCUCUCAAUGGUGUAAAACCAGUCUUGCGGCUUUUUGUUGCUGUUCUUGUUGUUGUUUUUGACAUCUAUUCGAUAUCAAUAGAAAAAUACAGGCCAAAUACGUUGUCGCGCUUAUGUGUUGUGUUGUUAGCAGACUACUAAGCACCUGUGUGCCGCAACAGCCACAACAACAUCGAAAAUCAAGCACGCUGAUUGCUGUCUUUAGCCGUCUUUAUUGGCCAGUCACAUCUUGCCCACUCUUGAGUGCGUUUCUCGAUACUCUCGCGCUUUAAGAAUUCAUAAUUUGCAUAAAUUUUUGCUAUAUGCAUAGCCCUGGCCGAGCAUGUUUCUCCAAUUGAGUCAUUACGCCACGGAAUUUUGUGCUAAACAUGUCUUCAAUUGAGGAGAAAGUGCGCAGCAUACUGAACGCCAAAGAUCUGGGCGAUAUAACAGCAGAACUAUGCGAUUUCUCGCUGAAAGAGCAGAAUGCCACGGCCGAGGCGCAAGGCGUGCAGCCAUCGGCGACGGCCGACUUUGUGCCCCAGGUCGGGCAAACGAUCAACUAUAUUGUGGCCUGUGUGCUGUUCAAUGAGCACGACGAGCUACUCAUGAUUGAGGAGGCCAAGCCCAGCUGUGCAGGCAAAUGGUAUCUGCCGGCAGGUCGCAUGGAAAAGGGCGAGUCGAUCACAGAGGCAGCGGCACGUGAGCUGUUCGAGGAAACAGGCCUCAAUGCAGAAAUGACCACAUUGCUGGCCGUGGAAUCGGCCGGUGGCUCCUGGUUUCGCUUUGUGUUAACGGGUCGCAUAACGGGCGGACGGCUUAAAACGCCCGCCGAUGCGGACUCGGAGUCAAUACAAGCUCUGUGGCUGCGCAAUCCCAAAGAGGUGCCGCUGCGUGCCAACGAUAUACUGAGCAUCAUUGAAAUCGGACGCGCCUAUCAUCAGCACCAGAAGCAGGCACAGCAGCAGCCGAAUGUUCCACACCAGCCGCAGUGGCAUGGCAGCGUGCUGCCCACACGUCAUCCGCACAAGCGCAACUAUAUGCGUGUGCUUGCCGUGGCACGCAAACGUGCUAGCAACUCGAUGAACAUACUCAUCAGUGAGAAGAAUACGCAUCAUUUUCCGACCGUCGAACUGCAUCCGAAUCGCAGCCUGCACUCGACACUGCGUAAAUUCAUGAUUGAAAUAUUUGGCGCCGAGCUGCCGCAGCAUCGGCCACACGGCCUGCUCAGCGUGGAGCAUGCAACAAGCAGCGAUGAGUGCACCGAUGGCAUCUGCCUGAAUCUGCUGGUGGCCUUUAGGCCGCCGCUUGAGGAGAUUUCGCUAAUUGGCAAAUGCAUUUGGCAGGAGCUCAGCCCGCCGCUGGACGAGACGCUGGCCCGCAUACUCAGCAGCAAACAUGCGUCCAUUCCACUGAACGUGGUACGAUAGCUGCUUAUCGACUAGUUCUAGCCUAAUCUCUCUAUCCAAUGGUGCAAGCUCAUAGAUAUAUAUAUAUAUAUAUAUAACCUUUAAUUAGAUAAUAUCAAAUGCCACUCAUUCACACAAAUGAGACAGUCGAGUCUGUGUUUGACUUGGACUCUUCUCUUUUAAAUUAAAUGUAAAUCAUUUUACUCGAGCUAUUUGAUAUGA
This is a messenger RNA of Drosophila virilis, 1827 nucleotides long. Its product is annotated as 8-oxo-dGDP phosphatase NUDT18. Lineage: Eukaryota; Metazoa; Arthropoda; Insecta; Diptera; Drosophilidae. Gene Ontology annotation, molecular function: 8-oxo-GDP phosphatase activity; magnesium ion binding; 8-oxo-dGDP phosphatase activity. The record is from RefSeq and is a predicted model, not a curated record.